AUGGAUGAUAUAUUCAAUUUUGUGAACUAUUUGGAGUAUAUUGAAUUUGAUAUAGGUGAUGAUGAUAAUUAUAUACCAAGAAGAUAUCUUCGUAAUGUCGAUGACCCAUUCGAAUUAUAUAGCGAUGACCAAUUUUUUAAACGUUACCGUUUUCCAAAAAGAAUUGUACUUGAUCAUUUGUUGCAAUUAGUAAAUAUUAAUUACAGGAAUAAACGUGGAUUACCUAUUCCUACUGUUCUACAAUUAUUGACUACACUUCGUUUCUAUGCUACGUCGAAUUUCCAGGUAGUUUUGCUUUAA
Messenger RNA from Macrosiphum euphorbiae (potato aphid), 300 nucleotides. Lineage: Eukaryota; Metazoa; Arthropoda; Insecta; Hemiptera; Aphididae. The record is from the annotation of a GenBank genome assembly.